CCUCCUUUGUGAGAACACCGCCGGUGCAGACCACUGGUUACCAGCUCCCUCUUGUGAGGUGACGGUCUUCUUCGUUUUCUGUGUUAAGUGAACAAUUAACAAUUGAAAUGGCCAACCAAAUCAAACUGUUGACUGUAAACUUCGACUAUCAAGUCAUGAAGGAGGUGGUGAAGGCGCUGGUCUCCAACGCACUGAUGAAGGCCGCGGAGUGGGCGGUGGGCACCGCCUUUGAGGCGGUGCUCGUCUCCCGCAGCCUCCAGCACACCGUCGGCGCCUGGCACGCCGCGGGGCCGCACACCACGAGAGUCGGGCAGGUGCGCCAGCUCCUGGCCGACCUCUGGGUGCUGGCCGCCCCGCGGGACCCCCUCAGGGAGUGCGGCGUCCUUGCCGGUCAUGACAGCUGGUGGACGGUGUUCUGGGGCCUGGGGGAGGCGGGGGAGCGCCUCGCCUGCCUUCAGCAGAGGGUGGCGCUGGCCCACGAGGAGCACGAGGCCUUCACGAGCAACCUUGUGCGGGUCUGCGUGCUGCUCUUCACGGGCCUUGCGGGCUGGGCGCUGUGUGCGCUGCGGGGCACGCGGCGACCACGGGAAACGGUGGCCGCUGCGGGCACUGCGGCGUGCACGGCGGGCCCAGAGGAGGAGGAGGAGUUUGCCUCGGCCGAGGAGGAGGAGGAGGAGUAUGCCUCGGCUGAGGAGGAGGAGGAGUAUGCCUCGGCUGAGGAGGAGGAGGAGGAGGAGGAGUAUGCCUCGGCUGAGGAGGAGGAGGAGGAGGAGUUUGCCUCAGCUGAGGAGGAGAAGGAGGAGGAGGAGGAGGAGGAGGAGGAGGAGGAGGAGGAGGAGGAGAAGGAGGAGGAGGAGGAGUUUGCCUCAGCUGAGGAGGAGGAGAAGGAGGAGGAGGAGGAGGAGGAGAAGGAGGAGGAGGAGGAGAAGAAGAUAGAGUUUGCCUCACCUCUGGAGGAGGAGAAGCCUGAGGACGCCACUGAAGUUGACACGAAGUUGCACGAAGAUGUAACCUGCACAGAAGAGGAGGCGAGCGUGGCGGCUGUUCUGGAAGGCGAAGGUUCACGGCCAUCUCAGGACCCUCAGGAUGACAAGGUCGAGGACCGUCAGGAGGAAGUGCCUGACAGCCUCAGCGAUGCCUCCCAUCCGCCUCGUCCCGCCCAGCAAAACACGGAAGUGGCGGCCAAGACCUGGGCCGAGGAGGUGGACGACGCCUUCCCUGUCCCCGAAGAGUGCCUGCAGCACUUCGGCUCCGACGAGUGGUCGCUGGCGACCGGCCACAAGAACCGAGGGAAGCACAAAGACGCGACGGGUCAGCAGAACGACACCCAGACCCGCUGCAGGCACUCAGGCACGCAGGCACCACCUUCAGGCACACAGGGCCGCCCUUCAGGCACACAGGCACCACCUUCAGGCACACAGGGCCGCCCUUCAGGCACACAGGCACCACCUUCAGGCACACAGGGCCGCCCUUCAGGCACACAGGGCCGCCCUUCAGGCACACAGGGCCGCCCUUCAGGGACUCAGCUCCAGGGUUCUAAGAGUCAAGUCCGCCCUUCAGGCGCGCGCAGAAGACAUCCUAAGCGCGCAUCAGGCACACCGGGGCAGAAAGUGUCACCAAGAGCCCAGACGUACACUGUGGCGCCCCAGCCCGCGCCCCUCACCCGGUGCUGGGCCGCGGUGGUGCAGGCGCCCAGGCCCGAGGAGGCGGUGACACCCUGCCCUCCUAACACCCAGGGCCGCCCCUCAGGAACUCAGAGUCGCCCUUCAGGCAACCAGGCCCGUCGCUCAGGCAACCAGGCCCGCCCUUCAGGCAACCAGGCCCGUCGUUCAGGCAACCAGGCCCAUUCUUCAGGCAACCAGGCCCGCCCUUCAGGCAACCAGGCCCGUCGUUCAGACAACCAGGCCCGUCGUUCAGGCAACCAGGCCCGUCGUUCAGGCAACCAAGCCUAUUCAGGCAACCAGGCCCGUCGUUCAGACAACCAGGCCCGUCAUCCAGGCAACCAGGCUCAUUCUUCAGACAACCAGGCCCACCAUUCAGUUCAGGGGCCAGCUCACGGUUAGUUCCACGCCUGAUGAUGAUGAUGACAAAAGUUUCAAAUGAAGGGAGUUUCACAAUUUUCUGUAUAUCUCAUGAUUUCUUGAU
This is a messenger RNA of Eriocheir sinensis (Chinese mitten crab), 2145 nucleotides long. RefSeq names its product histone acetyltransferase KAT6B-like. NCBI's taxonomy places the organism in Eukaryota, Metazoa, Arthropoda, Malacostraca, Decapoda, Varunidae. The record is from RefSeq and is a predicted model, not a curated record. The transcript has 2 exons. The coding region runs from base 108 to 2063 and encodes 651 amino acids.